AUGCCCAACGCGUCCUUGGCGGCCUUCAAAAUCCCGACGUCGGGGCCGAUUCGCUAUCCCGGCUGUGAGAUUCAACAGAGAGAGCAGCGAUUUGAGGAUUUCGCUAUCCCGAUGUCGGGUCCCGAUGUACGAAGUUGGUACGAGGCGAAUCUGACGGUAGAAUAUCCCUACACUGUUACAGAAGAUGUCGCGUCUUAUAAAACUUUUCUGAACAGACUGAGAACAAGCGUGGCCACCAAAAAGAUAAACGAAAUCGACACUCUUCCGGCAGCUAGUGAAAACAAGUAUGUGAGAAUACAUCUGAGGUUUAUGGAUGCGGACGAGGCAAGCUGUAAUAUUUUCUUGAGAGCAUCAGACUUAUAUUUUAUUGGGUAUAAGAAUAAAGAUCACAAAUUGGUAGCACUUCAACCCGAUAACACGAAGACACAGGAAGUCGAUGCUCAAUUUUCCACCCUUCCAUCACCUCCCGUACCUCCUGCACAGCCUGCACCUCCUGUUCAAAUCGAAGAAUUGAGCUUCGGAGGUAACUACAACAGACUUGUGACAGUUUCCAAAAUCCAUGGAAGGGUGGAAAAUUGA
Striga asiatica is the source of this 579-nucleotide messenger RNA. Lineage: Eukaryota; Viridiplantae; Streptophyta; Magnoliopsida; Lamiales; Orobanchaceae. The record is from the annotation of a GenBank genome assembly.